Messenger RNA from Drosophila pseudoobscura, 864 nucleotides. RefSeq names its product basic helix-loop-helix transcription factor scleraxis. Gene Ontology annotation, biological process: regulation of transcription by RNA polymerase II; developmental process. The record is from RefSeq and is a predicted model, not a curated record. Lineage: Eukaryota; Metazoa; Arthropoda; Insecta; Diptera; Drosophilidae. Gene Ontology annotation, molecular function: RNA polymerase II transcription regulatory region sequence-specific DNA binding; DNA-binding transcription factor activity, RNA polymerase II-specific; protein dimerization activity. Bases 148 to 591 code for a protein of 147 amino acids. The transcript is spliced from 3 exons.
UGGCGAUGACUUAAUUCAUUUAGCAGAGGCCCAUUGGAACAGCAGACCAUCAGAACAGCGGACCAGAGGCUGGACCUCUGAUGAAGCGGUGCUAGAGGCUGAUGAAGCUGCGUGCUACAUUCAGUCAGCAAUCGUCGAGGCAAACGGAUGGCGAUCUCAUCAGCAGCAACAGCCUCGUAUCUGCUCAUGGCCCUCACCCACGACAGCCACAGCCACAGCCACAGCCAGAGUCCAAGCGAUGGGAGUGGCAGUGGAGGGGCUGGCGACUCCGAGGACUCGCAGACAGGAGGCCGCAGGAGACGGCCACCCAGACAGAAGAUCAAUGCCAGGGAGCGCUACAGGACCUUCAAUGUCAAUGCCGCCUAUGAGGCCCUGCGCAGUAUGAUACCCACGGAGCCAAUAAAUCGCAAGCUCUCGAAGAUCGAGAUCAUCCGCCUGGCCAGCAGCUACAUCAACCAUCUGAGCAGCACACUGCAGACAGGAACCGAUUUUCAGCCUUGUCUGCUGCAUAAGUACGAAAACGAGGGCGGUGGAGCAGGAGGCCACACCAGACGCAUCAGCAUCUGCACUUUCUGCCUGAAAAGCAAGUGAACGGAACAAUAUGGAGUAAUCAGAUUAAGACUAGAUUAAAUGCAAUUGCAAUGCAUUUCGCGGUAUUUAUUUAAAUUAAAACAGCCUUGGAAAAUUCUUUCAAAUUAACCGCCCAGUAUUGGCGCCAUCUGUUGGACUUGAUCUGUACUCCAGCUGCACGCAGGUUGACGGCACUGCCAUCUAUUGCUGAACUGCUGCAUUGCUGUGUUUCUUGUCAGCUGUGAAAAUAUUUCAGUUUGCAAGCAAUUUAAUAUAUGUAGAGAAACCAUUAAA